Umbelopsis ramanniana AG is the source of this 816-nucleotide messenger RNA. RefSeq lists its product as uncharacterized. Bases 78 to 341 code for a protein of 87 amino acids. The transcript has a single exon. Lineage: Eukaryota; Fungi; Mucoromycota; Umbelopsidomycetes; Umbelopsidales; Umbelopsidaceae. The record is from RefSeq and is a predicted model, not a curated record.
CCCCCCUGUGCUUGCAAUUUUUUUUUUUUUUUUGGCACUGUAAGCUAGUAACCUAUCUUAUAUUUAAUCUGAACCUCAUGGCCAUUUGGAAGGUAGAUCCAGCCAAUCCAAGUGAGAGGAUUCAACCCGCCCCAUCUCCAGAGCAUCCUGGAAAUCCCAAGUGGUUGACGGGCACUGAAUGGCGAAAGCGACGACAACCGAGCUUCAUCGAGAUGGAUAAGAUUAUGCCCCCUUCUAGUCGGAACUUUGGAUUAGAUAAUAGCGGCUGGGGCUCAGUCAACCAAGAUGCCGAUGGUAGUGGCUGGGGUAGUUCAAGUGCUGGCGCAUCGGCCGGUUGGUAGUAAAACAUGAUCAAAAUCGACUGGAUUGCCCUUCAAAUCAACAUUUUCCAAAAACCAGGCUGUACGUGAUAGUAAUCUUCAAAGGGAUGCAGUAGCGUCUCUUGCCAAAUCUCUGUAUAUCGGAUAUUAAACUAUGUAUGCUCAUCAUACAUAUAUAUUCCUUGACAAUUUGAUGUAUUUUACUGCCGUUCAAUUCGGUAUUUUCAUCUUUUCUUCUUUUUUUAAUAAUUGUGCAAAUGGCUAUUUAGAUGAAAUGUGUCGGUGUGGGGUGAUGGGGAAGAGGAAGCCGGGUCUAUCUUUUUUAUCUAUAAUUACAGGUUUAAACUUAUCGCCGUGAUCUUGAGUCCCGGGUAGUAGAAUUUGGCUGGUUGGUGACAGAGAGCAUGAUUGAUUCACGCGUGUUGGGAGGAGCAGCUUCAGAAACAAACCGCCGUUUCGGAUCCAUUUCGUACUUGGUCCGAUAAGGGUUCUUACU